AUGCAUUUCUACAUACUAUUUAUUGAGAUAGUCUUUGGUUCUCACCUAUAUACGAGAUCAAACGGUAGUGUGGAGAAUCAAAUUUUUAGAGAAUGCUCUUACUCUGGUUCUAAUUCGGAUCACUACCUAUUUCAAUGUAUAUAGGAUUAUGUUUUUGUUCCAAAAUUAGAACUCGCAUAAAAAUAAGUAGAUAUUAAAUGGUUUAUAUAAUAGAUUGGCAUUUAUUCUUUUGAAAGAAAUGGUGAAAUUUAGUUAAGCAACUAUGUAAUUUGUCAGAUCAUCACAACUGAAGGAUAGAAAACCUUAGAAAUAAGAAGGACUCUGUAUACUUAACAUUCUAAUUUGAUUAAGAAGGAAAAUAAUCUAAUGUUUUAUGAUCUCACAUAAAUAGAUUCACUCUGUACUAUGGUAUCACUAUUAAAAAGAUAAGGCAAACAAGAUUAUUUGAUCGAAAUGCAUCCAAUCUAUCCUGGAAAUGUGAAUUAGUUUUAAAAUAUUUCAUACAAAUUCAAUUCAGAUGAUGAUAGAAGCAUUUUUGGAUUUUCAUAAUCUUAUAACAAAAUAAGAAAUGCUCUAUUGUUAAUUGUAUUGAAGUAGAAUCAGAUCUAAUUGAUUGAAUACUCUCUAUUUGAUAACUAAUUCAGAGAGGCAUCAACAUACCCUUUAUCUGAAAAUAAAGUUCCAUUAAAUUGGAAAGUGUGGAAAUCAGGGUACAUAAUCAUCACAUAUGAGCAAUUCUAAGUACUCUAUAGCAUAGGAGAGACUUUAUAUGAAAUUUAAGAGAUAUAUUGGUUUGAUUAGCAACCUCUAUAAAUGAUAACUAAUUUUGAUGGAACAGAUUCAAAAUACAUAUUGUAACAAAAUAUGAACUACACUAAAAUAUUCAUUAUUGAAGAAAUUCAAUAUUAAUAUUAAUCAAAAUCUGUGAGACUAAUUCAAAAAAUCGAUUUUUAAUAUUCCAAUAUUGCAUUUCUUUUAGACGAAACUGAGUUAAUAUUAAUUUAUGAUCAGUUUGAAACUGCAUAAGUCCAUAUUAAUCAUAUAAUAAUGGAUCAAUUUUAAUUUUGCUAAUAUGAUAUCGAAGAAUUACCUUAAAUGAAUUUGGAAUCUAUCAAGUAUUAAUAAUCAUAUCAUACAAAAAUUUCAUUAUAUCCAAAUGAAGUUAAAUUAACUGAAAACUGUUCGAUACCUUGCGAUCUUAUAUACGAACCUUUGAACAUUUCCUUAAUACCACAUAAAUCUGAAUGUAUAUUUGAAUCUUUGUAUAAUGAAUUUUUAAAUGGUUGCAAUAAAUUUAAUAGCUGUUAUGCUUGUAUGUAAUAAACUGGUUGUGAGUGGAUUGACGAUAUAUGUUAGACUUAAUAGAAUUAUGAGGGAAUAGACUUAAAUUAAGUGAAGGAAAGUUCAAAAUGGUUUGUUAAUAAAAUAUUAAAGUGUGGCUAAGAGAUCGAGUUUAAUUAAACAUAUUAUGGAAAUGUAUCAAAAGGUACGGUAUUUACAUUAUUUCAUGAUGCGACUACUUUUUAAGAAUUUAAUUUGGAUUUCAACUUAUAAGUAGAGUAAUAAUCAAAUAUGAAUUUCAUUUAACAGAGUAUAUGCUUAGGAAAUGAAUUGUCAUAAUUAUGUGAUGAAAUAUUGAUUAAUCAUUUUAACUCUGAUUUUAGAUUCAAAGGCUAUUACUUUAGAAUCACUUUCGUAAUUUUGGAGAAUAUAAAAGUGAGUGAUCUUUCAGUCACAAUUAAGUCAUAAGAUUCUCUAAUAGAUUCAGAACUUUAUAGAAUUUAUAAACUAAUAGGUUGGCUUUGUUUAGCCAUAAUUCUAUUUGGAACUAUCAUUUAUUUAGCAAAUAAAAGAAUGAAUUAUUUAAUUUAAUUAUCUCUUUAAAAUAAUCAGCACAGUUUGGAUACUGAAAGUCUCUACAAUGUGAUGGAGUAGAUGAUUAAGGACAAAGUAAUAGUAAAGGAGAGAUUUUCAUAAUAGAUCCUAAAAUACGAUGAAGACAAGUGUCCUUUCUGUAUUGAGAAAUAUGAAAUAAAACAGGAUAUCAUAUAGAUAUUCUGUGGACACACUUUUCAUUUAGAUUGUUUUGAAGAUUGGGUAAGAAUUAAUACAAAAUUAGUGAGAUGCCCAAUUUGUAAUUAAACGAUUGAACACUUUUUAAAGAACUAAGAGUAAUUUAAAAAAUCAACCAACGUUUGA
Paramecium tetraurelia is the source of this 2199-nucleotide messenger RNA. RefSeq lists its product as uncharacterized. Lineage: Eukaryota; Ciliophora; Oligohymenophorea; Peniculida; Parameciidae. The record is from RefSeq and is a predicted model, not a curated record. The transcript has 2 exons.